AUGAGGCGGGGAAAAGAUCACUGGAGAAGCAACUCAACAAGAGCCCUGCGAAAACGACUUUUACCCAUCCGCAUCCAACAUCAACUAGGGGCACCCAAACGACGCAAAACCCGGUCGGAUUUCUUACAUAAAUGUUCCUAUGGAUUACUACUUCUCUUUUAUCGAAGAAUAGGAGUAUUUUUCAAUCUGACAGCCAAGAUUCGAGGCACUGGACACCUAGAGGACUCAUAG
Messenger RNA from Knipowitschia caucasica, 231 nucleotides. Lineage: Eukaryota; Metazoa; Chordata; Actinopteri; Gobiiformes; Gobiidae. The record is from the annotation of a GenBank genome assembly.